Alternaria burnsii is the source of this 633-nucleotide messenger RNA. Its product is annotated as myb dna-binding domain protein. Lineage: Eukaryota; Fungi; Ascomycota; Dothideomycetes; Pleosporales; Pleosporaceae. Gene Ontology annotation, biological process: mitotic cell cycle; positive regulation of transcription by RNA polymerase II. The transcript has 5 exons. Gene Ontology annotation, cellular component: nucleus. The coding region runs from base 1 to 633 and encodes 210 amino acids. The record is from RefSeq and is a predicted model, not a curated record. Gene Ontology annotation, molecular function: DNA-binding transcription factor activity, RNA polymerase II-specific; RNA polymerase II cis-regulatory region sequence-specific DNA binding.
AUGUCCCCUGAUAGCUCUUCACCAUCCACCAAGCGUAGCCUGAAACCGUCGCCCAUCGCAGCGAACCCGCAACCAACCGUUCCAUACUCUGCGCCUCCAGAGUUGCCUAGUUUACAACCAGCGGCGCCAUUCACUACGGCAAAUCAAGAAGCUCACCCUGGCGCUCAGCCACCACUUUCAUCUCCCACGAGCCGGAAGCGCAAGUCUGUAACGCUCGGACAGUCGCAAGACCAGAUGGCCAGUACAUCGGAUAGCGCAGAGGCGCAAGCAAGUAGUGCAGCGUUGCCUCCAGCAGCUGAUGUCGAUGCUACGCAGGAGCCCAAGACUAAGAAGAGUCGGACAAAUACGCCGUGGACGCCAGCUGAGGAAUUGAGGUUGAAACAAAUGAGAGAUGCUGGGAAUAGCUGGAGCGAAAUUGCAAAGACGUUCCCACAGCGGACAGAAGGGAGCGUGAAGAAACAUUGGUACAAGGACAUGCACUACGCCGAGUUUGCUGAAGAUGAAAGCGCUGCGCUGCUUGCCGCCAUCAAGGAGUAUGACGCCAACAAAUGGAAGGUCAUAGGACAGAAGGUCGGCAAACCUGCCAAAGCAUGCGAACAGUACGCGAAAGAGAAUUUUGGCGGCAAGUACUGA